CCAAAAUUGUGGACCGCAUUGUCAAGGAUCGGGAGAACCUCUGUGUGCGCUGACUUGAAAAAUCCUGCGAGCCCGUAUGAAGUUUGUUUCAUAAGGAGCAUGGAUGUCGAAGGAGCUGUCAGUUAAAUGGUCCAUCAGCCAAAGUCAGGUUAGCCCCUAGUCAGCUUCACUUGGCCCACUCCGCAGGGAACGGAAAGACCCGGUUACAGGCCUAAAAUCCUUUAAAAGAUCACAUGGGUCUAUGAAACAUUAGCUCUGUCUCCAGCAGAAAGACCAUACAAGAAACAUAUAUGUCCCCCGUUACUGUCCCUACCGACACCCCUUAGGAUUGUGUAUAAACUGUUCUCGACGCACGCAUACUAUACAUAUCACGCAUAAACCCCUUAGUGCACAACGGCUUCUAACCAGUCUAAUUAAUUAAUACAUCUCACAUUGAUCUAAACAUGGAUCCAGUUGCCCCUGUUCAGGAAGAUAUUAGGAGGGUCGGGCGGAAGGAGUUAUACACGGACUUUGGAAAGCGCAUGGAGUAUAUAAAGACAUUCUUGGAUUUCACAGACGACGACGUCAUAAUAUUCAACAAAGGCUCGAAAUAUCUCAAAACAGUCAUUCCGGAGCUCACCCAUCGUCUCUAUGAGAAAAUGCUUGAAUUUGACAUCACAGCUCGUGCUCUCCGCACUCGAAGUACUGCGUCCGAAGCACAAAUCGAGGACUUGUUCACAAUCGACAGCCCUCAAGUGCAACGGAGAAAGAUUUUCUGGAAAUGGUAUCUGACCAGGCUAUGUUCAGAUCCCGGCCAGCCUUCGUACUGGGAGUAUCUACGAAAAGUUGGGGAAAUGCACACAGGAAAGGUCCUGAUGCACCCAUUAACAAUCGAGUACAUCCAUAUGAAUGCUUGCCUCGGUUAUGUGAAACAACUACUCUUCGAAACCAUCUCAUUGCACCCAGAAAUGUCUGUCAAGUUCAAGUUCGCUCUCAUUAGAUCUAUGAGCAAGGUCUUCUGCAUCCAAAACGACCUAAUAUCCAAGUGCUACAUAAACGAAGGCCAGGAGUUUGCAGAAGAAGCGUCAAACACGACCAAUACAGACAAUGCGUCAGCCAAAAGCAACACGGACAGUGCCUCAAUCGCCACAGGCAUCACGGACAAUGCAUCAACUAGAGGUAACACGGAGAAUGCAUCAACUAGAGGUAACACGGAUAAUGCAUCCAUUACCACAGGCAUCACGGACAAUGCGUCAGCUGUCACAGGCACCACAGACACCGCCUCAACCACAACCGCAGACACUGCCUCAAUCACUAACAGCGAGGUAUCCUCAAUGUACCGGGAGAAACAAAGCCACCCCCAUUGCCUAAUCCCCGGUUUCAACACUUCCAGACCCAACUCAGCAGGGGAUACACAGAGCUCAAUACCGAGGGACAGAAGUGGAAGCGUUGAUCUGGACCGAGUGAGCUCGACAGCUGAAACGGCAGUGUCCUCUGACUGCCCAUCCACAUCCAGCAGCCACCAUAUCACUCCCAGCGUUGUUUCAAAUCCAUCAGCAUUCGCGUCGCCAUUUGCGGUCGGGCAUAUACACAACUUCGAAACGAAAAUAUGGUCCUCUGGAAUGAAACAGAAGGGAUCCGGGUACAAGUAAAGUUACCAAGUGGACGUCUUUGAUUCCAUCCCGAUGAUCCGUCGGGAUACCGAAUGAUACGAGCGCGGAUCUGCGAACCCAAAUUUUGAGACCCAAGAGCAGUUACCCGAUGAUGAUUUCAACGAUUGACUUGAAAGUGCAUCGAUAGACUGGGUUUGGAGUUUGUCUUUGGCCAUAAUCUUAUCACCCAUGUUGAUUGUCGCAUAUUUCCCUGUUAGCCCUGUUUAUUAGCUAUAUACCUCUGUUCGUGUUCUCUUUUGAUCAAAAAAGGUCCUCUUGCCCCCUUCUGUUACUUAUUGUUUUAGCGAGAAAAAAAGCUAGGUUCCAUUGUUUUACUUGAACUCUGUUUAUAUAUUUUAUAUACCCCAUGCCCAGCUCGUACUGCCAUCGCAAUCUACUCCGAUUCGCACAAAUUUCAUCCAUUAUUCUAUACUUUAGGAGAGCAAAC
Messenger RNA from Aspergillus caelatus, 2079 nucleotides. RefSeq names its product protoglobin family protein. The transcript has 3 exons. Bases 444 to 1631 code for a protein of 395 amino acids. NCBI's taxonomy places the organism in Eukaryota, Fungi, Ascomycota, Eurotiomycetes, Eurotiales, Aspergillaceae. Gene Ontology annotation, molecular function: heme binding; oxygen binding. The record is from RefSeq and is a predicted model, not a curated record.